UCCUUCAUGACAACAGAACCCACAACAACCAUGACUCUGAUCACCAUCUUCAUCUGGACUCUAGCUGUCUACAUACAGGAGUCCAGAGGACAGAUCACUGUGACUCAGACUCCUGCAGUGAAAGCUGUUCUCCCAGGACAGACCGUCUCUCUGCAGUGUAAAACCAGCAGUGAUGUGUAUCAAGCAGGAACCUCUACCCCCCGUCUAGCCUGGUACCUCCAGAGACCUGGAGAAGCUCCUAAACUCCUCAUUUACAACGCUAAAACACUUCAGUCUGGGACUCCAUCUAGAUUCGGUGGUACAGGAUCACAUAGUGACUUCACUCUGACCAUCAGUGGAGUCCAGGCUGAAGAUGCAGGAGAUUACUACUGUCAGAGUUUUCACUACCCUAACAGUGUGUACGUGUUCACACAACCACAGGUGAAAGUCAUCAAACUGGUUCAGAAGCAGUACUGUGCAGAGGAGCUCAAAGAUGUCCUCACAGACAUCUUCAACACCUCUCUGAGUCAGGCUGUUGUUCCCACGUGCUUCAAAGCCACCACCAUUAUUCCUGUGCCAAAGAAGUCACCUCCAUCAUGCUUCAAUGACCAGGAGAUUUUCGUUCAGCAUUCAACACCAUUAUCCCUCAGCAGCUUUUCUGGAAACUGGACCGGCUUGGAGUGCACAUAUGUCUGCAUUUGGCUGCUGGACUUCUUCACUGGGAGACCACAAGCGGUACGGGUCAGCACCAACACAUCCAGCACCAUCAUGCUGACCACAGGGGUCUACCAAGGAUGUGUGCUCAGACCCCUGCUCUUCACCCUGCUGACACAUGACUGCAUGCUGAGGUACAGCACCAAUCACCUCAUCAAGUUUGCAGAUGACACAAAUGUAGUGGGACUCAUCAGCAACAACUAUGAGACAAACUACAGGAAGGAGCUGUCCUUCAUGACAACAGAACCCACAACAACCAUGACUCUGAUCACCAUCUUCAUCUGGACUCUAGCUGUCUACAUACAGGAGUCCAGAGGGCAGUACACUCUCACUCAGAGUCCUGCAGUGAAAGCUGUUCCUGCAGAAGAAACAGUCUCCAUAGCCUGUAGAGUUAGUAGUCCUGUGUACGGUAAUAAUCUAGCCUGGUACCUCCAGAGACCUGGAGAAGCUCCUAAACUCCUCAUUUACUACGCUACACCACUUCAGUCUGGGACUCCAUCUAGAUUCAGUGGUACAGGAUCACAUAGUGACUUCACUCUGACCAUCAGUGGAGUCCAGGCUGAAGAUGCAGGAGAUUACUACUGUCAGAGUUACCACAGUGGUGACGUGUUCACACAGUGAUACAGAGCCGUACAAAAACCUCCCUCAGUCAGACUGCACAGUGACUGCACUGCUACAGCUGAGACCUACUGCAGGUGCUGAAGGGGAAGAGACAGUGACAUGGAACACUGGUCAGUAGAGGUCUCAUGAAACAUCAAAUCACAUACUGUACACAUCCCUCUGUCUCUCCCUGAAAACAAAGAUGAUGAUGUCGACAAUUGUAAUGAUAAUGGUGAUAGUCAUCAUAAUCAACAUGAUAUUAAUGUACAUUCCAUGAUUGUCAGGGGUUUCAUCACAUCACAGUUGAUCUUUACUGACCUGUGAUCUACAAGGGUAGUAUCCAGCUGAGAGUGAUAAACAUUCACGAAUGUACUAAAUGCAUACUUUCUCAAUUCAGAGUAAUACGUGGAAACUAUUUGCCUUGUCUGUAUAAGACACGGCUCCAAACCCAGACUUCAAAACAAACUUCCCUACAG
Messenger RNA from Osmerus eperlanus (European smelt), 1769 nucleotides. RefSeq lists its product as uncharacterized. Gene Ontology annotation, biological process: immune response; immunoglobulin production. The record is from RefSeq and is a predicted model, not a curated record. Bases 7 to 1314 code for a protein of 435 amino acids. The transcript has 7 exons. Lineage: Eukaryota; Metazoa; Chordata; Actinopteri; Osmeriformes; Osmeridae.